UAAAUUCCAACCUCCCACCAGCAGAAAGAAAAAAAGAGAGCACCAGCUAGCCCUAUUGCGUUUCCUGCUCCACUAGCUAGAUAUGGCUGAAGAAUGCACAGAGAGCUCUUCCUCAACGCCACUGAACUGGUGGGAUCUCCAUGUAAGCUCUCUAUCUUCAUGGAAUAAUUCGAAUCCAUGGCACAGUCAAGACCCUAACUCCAACUCCUCUUGUGAGGAGGAUGUUUCAAUCUCUACAUCAUUUACUAAUGCCUCCAACCACUCGGGCUUGACCGUUGAAUCCUCUCGCCGGUUUUUUGAGCCUGCUUCAUCGAACGAGUUGAUUGGAGAACAUGCAUCCGAUAAUAAUCUUUGGAGCCAAGUUCUUUUGAGUGUUGGAAGCAAUAUUGGAGAAGUGGAAAACAAUCAAGAUGUGGAAGAGAAGUUUGUUGACGCAUUAUCAUCCAAAAGUAUGUCAACUGGGAUGUUUGGACCUGCCUGCGACUACUUGAAGAAACUGGACAACAGUUGGGAAUUCACAAACUCUUGUACAUCUUUCAAUAAUUUUGACAAGCACAUAAGUAGUGGGUUGAGUGAGAGCGUACUUGACAACGAAAGGUUAAGCAAGUUGUCUAAUCUAGUCAGCACUUGGUCUAUUGCCCCUCCAGUCGCAGAUGUCAAUCGCCAAUUUGACCCCGAAGCAUGCGAUGUAUCUUUGAGUGAUGGUCAUGAUUCCACAUCUAGGAAUUCCAGUUUAUUUUCAUGUUAUCGUGAUCAUGAUUUGAAAGUUGACAAUGAAUCUCGUGAGAGUGAAGCCCCAGCAGCUUUAUUCAACAACUGUAACGGUGUUCAAUAUCAAAUUGAACUUAACAGCUCAUUGGUGGGAGAUAACACCAGAUAUUAUGGGAUGUCUAAUCCUUCUUCCUGCACACGUAUAAGAAGCUUUGCAGACAUUAUAUCUUUCAGUAGUCGUAUAGGCAAGCCGUUGGUCGAUAUUCAUGCACCUAAUCACUGUUUUAAAUCACUUAAUUCAUCUGUUCAUGAUAAGAAACAAGGGCUUCAAACUUCUUCUCUGUUGACAAACUCAACUUGCUCCAAGCAGACCAGAAUUAAUGGAAAAGAACAGGGAACUACGAAUGAAGGAAAAAGAAAAAGGUCCGAAGAUGGUUCAGAGCCAGUCCUGAAAAAACCAAAGCAUGAGAGUCCUACAGCUUCAUCAGCCAAGGUACAGGCACCAAAAGUCAAGCUUGGAGACAGAAUCACGGCCCUUCAGCAAAUUGUGUCACCUUUUGGAAAGACUGAUACAGCAUCUGUACUCUUUGAAGGAAUUCAAUACAUAAAGUUUCUACAAGAACAAGUACAGCUACUGAGUAAUCCGUACAUGAAGACUAAUCCACACAAGGAUCCAUGGGGAGGUUUGGAUAGGAAAGAUAAGGGAGACACAAAGCCUGACCUCAGGAGCAAAGGUCUUUGUUUAGUUCCUAUCUCAUGUACACCUCAGAUUUACCGUGAGAAUGCAGGAUCAGACUAUUGGAGUACACCAGCAUAUAGAGGAUGUUUGUAUAGGUGAAAUAAGUCCAUGCUUUCUUUUACAUUUCUUACAAUCUAAUGUAACUUUGUUAACAGAAGUGGUCUUUGUGAUAAUCUGCUCAAGAGAGUAGAAAUAAAGGUUAAUGAUGAUGAUUAGGUUACUUGGCUACCAAA
This is a messenger RNA of Alnus glutinosa, 1683 nucleotides long. Its product is annotated as transcription factor bHLH111. The transcript has 7 exons. Bases 83 to 1549 code for a protein of 488 amino acids. Lineage: Eukaryota; Viridiplantae; Streptophyta; Magnoliopsida; Fagales; Betulaceae. The record is from RefSeq and is a predicted model, not a curated record. Gene Ontology annotation, molecular function: RNA polymerase II cis-regulatory region sequence-specific DNA binding; DNA-binding transcription factor activity, RNA polymerase II-specific; protein dimerization activity. Gene Ontology annotation, biological process: regulation of transcription by RNA polymerase II. Gene Ontology annotation, cellular component: nucleus.